CAGGCGGGCUCCCCAGACCAGGAGGGCUUCUUCAACCUGCUGAGCCACGUACAGGGCGGCCGCAUGGAGGAACAGCGCUGCUCACUGCAGGCAGGGCCGGGCCAGGCCCCCGAGAGCCGUGAGAGCGGCCCUGCGCCCGAGAUGGACAGCCUAAUGGACAUGCUGGCCAGCACCCAGGGCCGCCGUAUGGAUGACCAGCGUGCGAUGGUCAGCGCCCUGCCUGGCUUCCAGCCCGUGGGGCCCAAGGAUGGGGCACAGAAGCGAGCCGGGACUCUCAGCCCCCAACCCCUCCUCACCCCUCAAGACCCGACUGCUCUCAGCUUCCGGCGGAACAGCAGCCCCCAGCCCCAGACACAAGCCCCCUGAGGACCUGAGAAGUCCCGGGCCCCACUCGGCCCCUGAAUGCAAAGAAUAAAACACUU
This is a messenger RNA of Orycteropus afer afer, 422 nucleotides long. The record is from RefSeq and is a predicted model, not a curated record. Lineage: Eukaryota; Metazoa; Chordata; Mammalia; Tubulidentata; Orycteropodidae.